Molecule: messenger RNA, 1448 nt
Organism: Salvelinus sp. IW2-2015
Lineage: Eukaryota; Metazoa; Chordata; Actinopteri; Salmoniformes; Salmonidae
Product: claudin-4-like
Biological process (GO): bicellular tight junction assembly; cell adhesion
Cellular component (GO): plasma membrane; bicellular tight junction
Molecular function (GO): structural molecule activity
Source: RefSeq, a predicted model, not a curated record
AUUAAGUGUGAAAGACUAGAUGCUGUACACGGUGAGGCACACAAGGCUUAUUUCCUACAAGAUCACAACGUCAGAGGCUGAAGUCAACAGAAGACACAGUGGCAUCUUUGUUAUAGUGGCUGUGGUGAAACUGAAAAAGAGGGAUUGUUGUGAAACCAUGGCACAGUAAACAGAAGGAAUCCCCUUUAUUCCCCAGCUGUAGAGCUGCACUGCUGCCCCACGCCCUUUUCAGGAAUUCGGGAGGAGUGGUUUCAAAUCACACAGGCUAGACACACACACAAGCACACAUUCACACAGACACCCCACCCUGCUGUGCCUGCAGCUGGUUAAACCCUGCUGUUAGGCCUCUUCCUGUGAGGAGCUAAGCUCAGCUCAGUCAUGAAGCGGCAGUUGGAGCUAGCUGCAUUGGGCCUGGGCAUUACAGGCUGGCUGUGCGCCAUCCUCACCCGCUGCCUGCCCCUGUGGAAAGUCAGCGGCACUCUGGACAACUCCACAGCCACGCUGCCAGCAUACUGGGAUGGGGUGUGGCUGGAAUGGAACCACUGGGACCUCAACCAUGACGGUAGCCUCCACUGCUCCUUCUACCAGUCUUUGUUAUCACUCUCUGGAAACUUCCAAACAUGGAGAAGCUUGAUCAUGGCUUCUAUAGGUGCUGGAGCUUUUGCUGUGGUCAUCAGUAUCAUUGGAGAGGUGUGGUUUCCGAAGAGGAAUCAGGUGAAAGUUGUCUCCGGUGUGGUGUUUGUGCUGUCUGGAAUACUGCUGCUUGUCCCUGUCGCUUGGACCUGCCACCACACUAAUAAGCCACUGGAGGGCGCUGUGGUUCUGAGGAGAGACUGGGGAGCUGCUCUGUACAUAGGAUGGAUCUCCUUCUCUCUGAUGGUAGUAGGGGGAGGGUUUCUCAGUACUAKAUGCCUCAUGUUCCAGCAGCAGGAUGAGUCAGAAAGAGGGAGUUACCCUCCAGGUUAUCCUGGGGCAGAGCAGGAGCCAACCAACCCCCUGGAUACUAUCCACAGGACUGCUUUUAGACACAGCCAGUAUGCUCGGGCAACAACACGGCCUUCAUGAGAAGAUGCAAUCACUCUGAGGGCCUUGAGUGAGGAACCUUCCACCUUUGAAUUAUUCUUCUGUGAAAUUCUACCUAAAUUGCAUGUGUACUAGGUAUGAAUGGAUUUCUAGGUACUAUAGACAAUGUUAGAAGUCAUUCUUCUACUGCAAUGAAGCACUUUGAAAGAUGUUGAAGAAUUUAUAAUAGGGGUAAAGGAAUAGCACUACCCAUGGAGAGUGAAUUGCGCUUUCAACUGUAAUAAUUGGGUCUGAAAUGUCAAGUUGCUUAAUUUUUGUAUUGGUGGUAAGGGUUAAGCAUCUAAGUGUUACAUUGCCUUCAGAAAGUAUUCACACCCCUGGACUUUUUCCACAUUUUGUUGUGUUACAAUAACCCAUGAUGUCAA